Strongylus vulgaris is the source of this 222-nucleotide messenger RNA. The record is from the annotation of a GenBank genome assembly. Lineage: Eukaryota; Metazoa; Nematoda; Chromadorea; Rhabditida; Strongylidae.
GUCUAUCUACGCGAUAUUCUUGCUGCAUUCCUCUCAGAAAAUAAGAAGAAGUUUAUGGCUACUCGAUCGAACAUUCAGUCGAUAAAUGAUCUGGGUGUCAACUGUGUAGCGCCGCAAUUCAUGUGCCAAGAUUUCUACUGCCAAUUUUGUACGGACAUUGGGAUUUUCCCUAAAUCAACUAACGAAGCUGACAUUUUUCACGGUUGUUUAUCAUUUGAUUGA